Molecule: messenger RNA, 2421 nt
Organism: Pristis pectinata (smalltooth sawfish)
Lineage: Eukaryota; Metazoa; Chordata; Chondrichthyes; Rhinopristiformes; Pristidae
Gene: hey1
Product: hes-related family bHLH transcription factor with YRPW motif 1
Exons: 5
Coding region: 172-1080 (302 amino acids)
Biological process (GO): Notch signaling pathway; negative regulation of neuron differentiation; regulation of transcription by RNA polymerase II
Cellular component (GO): nucleus
Molecular function (GO): RNA polymerase II cis-regulatory region sequence-specific DNA binding; DNA-binding transcription factor activity, RNA polymerase II-specific; protein dimerization activity
Source: RefSeq, a predicted model, not a curated record
CGGGCUGUCAAUCGCCGCCACCAGCGGCGGGGGGCUGACAGGUCACUGGAGGAGUUGGUAAGUGCAAUACCGUGGGAAAAGCUACCAGUCUACUGCAGGCAGCGGAGCGGACAAUAUCUGCUGCAAAGCUCCAUUAAUGUUAUAGGACGCACGGGAACAAUUGAACCAAACAUGAAGAGAACUCACGAUUACAGCUCAUCGGACAGUGAAUUGGACGAAACGAUCGAAGUAGAGAAAGAAAGCGCCGAUGAAAAUGGGAACUCCAGCACAGCCACGGGCUCCAUGUCCCCCAGCACCUCCUCGCAGGUCCUGGCCAGGAAGAGGAGACGCGGGAUCAUAGAAAAACGUCGCCGGGAUCGUAUUAAUAACAGCUUGUCUGAACUACGAAGACUGGUGCCGAGCGCUUAUGAGAAACAGGGAUCCGCCAAACUGGAAAAAGCAGAAAUUUUGCAAAUGACUGUUGAUCACUUGAAGAUGCUGCAUGCGGCCGGUGGCAAAGGUUAUUUUGAUGCUCAUGCUCUAGCCAUGGACUACCGCAGCCUGGGAUUUCGAGAAUGUUUGGCUGAAGUGGCUCGCUACUUGAGUAUAAUUGAAGGCCUAGAAAACUCCGAUCCACUCCGAGUGCGUCUGGUCUCUCAUCUCAACAACUAUGCAUCGCAGAGAGAAGCUGCAAGCACUGCCCCACCAAGCAUCGGACAUCUUUCCUGGGGCAAUGGCUUCAGUCACCACCCACAUCACCAUCUGCAUCCGCUCCUGAUGCCACAGGUUGUCCAUAACAAUAGUAAUACUGCCUCGACAGAGCCUCACCAUCAAAACCGGAUCGGAACCUCCUCACACACAGAUACGUCUCCACAUAGGGUGGCUCCCAGUUGCAGUGUUGGUCCAGUCAUUCCAGUGGUUACCUCCUCCACAAAACUGUCCCCCCCUUUGUUCUCAAUGUCAUCCUUAUCUGCAUUCCCUCUGUCUUUCAGCACUUUCCCUUUGAUUUCUCCCAGUACAUUCAGUUCAUCAGCUCCGACUCCAACAAACAACAUCGGCAAGCCCUACAGACCCUGGGGGACAGAGAUCGGCGCUUUCUAAAGACUCUUCCGAAGGAUUUUCCUUCCUUAAACUGACAGAGGUAGUGACUACUUAGUUUAAACUCAGCUGAGCUGAGCUAUUAUCAACAUAACUGCCCUGGAAUGUUAAAGACAUUCUUUGAGUUCACUGCAGGCAAAUAGUGUACAACUUCACAACAAUUUGAAGUCCAGUGAACCUGGCUAUUUAGAUCGCCUCUUUAACUCAUAGUGUUAUAAAUAAUAUUCAUAAUAUUCCUAUGUGAGCAUUUUGAUCCUUUCAUUGUUGAAGUGUUCUACUUUUGGUUGCAAGGUUCUAGCAAUUCAUUUUACUAGAGAGAUUAGUCUAAACAAGCUAUCUGCUACUUUGUGUCAAGGCUCUAGAGAUCAUUUCAGACAUCUUUAUUAUCAGCUUCCUUGAAGCUUUGAGUAUAAAGUUAUUCAUUUUUUAAAGAAGUCUAAUAUAAAGAAUUGGAUUAAAUUUAUUUGUCUUGUGACUUAAAUCCUAUUGUUUAUUCCCAAAUAAGAAUAGUUAGUUAAGUUUUAAAAAGAAUACAUCUUUUAAAUCAAGUCAGGUUGUUUUGCAACAAAAAGAAAUUUUCAUUGCAAAGGCUCGCGUGUGUGCGUGUCUGUGUGUGACCAUGUGCGUAUGUUUGUGUGACUGUGUGUGUGUGUGGGUGAUAUGCCCGUUUUUGUGCGUGUGCAUACAUGCCUGCACUGUUUUGCUCACGUGUGUAUUGCGCGUGUGUGUGCACUUGUGACAGUGUUUUUGUGUGUGUGCAUGCAUGUGUGAGCACAUGUGAGAAUGUGUGUGGAAGACUGUUCUUGCGUGCGUGCAUGCAUGUGCGUGUGUGUAUGUAUACACAACUUGAGGUUAGGAUAUAUGUUUUGCUUAUUAGAUUAAUUAAACGUUGCCUGAAAAUAUUAACUUACUACCCCUCAAAUAUCUCAGACUUAGCAAUUUCUUUUAAUCAACAGUGGCAUCAUACAUCUAUUUAUUAUGUAGGUACAUCUGUACAUGAGAAGCUACAAGGUCAACAUUACAUGCCUUAAACAAUAAAAGAGCUAAAACAAGGAGGUCAAUUUGAUAAGGUCAAUAUGCUGGUUUCUUUAGUUAUUAAAUAAACUGCUUAAAUAAUGUAGAUUUUAAUCUUUACAGUGAUAUUUUAUAUUUUAUGUUGCUUAAUGGAGCGAGGACAAAUCAGAUUUCCAGCUUUGUUUCUGUGAGUAUGAAGCACUGAAGUACUUUCCAGUGCCGAAGCCAUUAAUUUUUGGAAGGUAAAGCAAGGUGUAGUGUCGGUUACUGUGUUCUGGCGUGUGUUGACAAUACUAAGCAGAUGAAAUAAUAAACUACAAGUGCAAUUGA